UGUCGUGGCCCUUUGUCCUUGGGCUCGGCCGAGAAAACAAGACUCCGAAGAUGUGUUCUACUGUAACAGCAACCAUACCAGCUUCCCACCAUUACCAUAUACUAAACCUCCAUCUUCGAAUCUUCGCAAUCACCACAGUUAAGCGAGCCAUGGUAACCACCGCCACUGGUAGCAGCUCUAGUACUGCAGGCGCGUACACGACAAUUAAAGAGCGAGUGAGUUUCGAAAGAGAGAUCAAGAAGAGCAAAUUCAUAGCCAUCGCUGGCCCUAUUUCCGAUGAACGCUCUGCUCACUCCUUCCUCUCCGAGGUACGGGACCCGCGUGCUACUCACAAUUGUUGGGCUUACAAGAUUCUGAAUGCAAUCCCAACGUAUAUAAACAACUCCCUUGCACAAGACUCCACGGUGGGCAGGGUCGGGAACAAAGAUAAUGUUGGAGAGCAAUACAGAUGUAAUGAUGAUGGUGAACCGUCUGGUACUGCUGGCAAACCUAUUCAAACUGCAAUUGAUUCUUCUGGGAUAGAUAGAGUAAUGGUCGUUGUAAUCAGGUACUUUGGAGGGAUAAAACUAGGUACUGGAGGACUGGUCAGAGCUUAUGGAGGUGUUGCUGCGGAGUGCUUGCGAAAUUCCCCAACAUGUCUUGUAAAAUCCAAGGUGCCAAUGGGAGUGGAAGUUUCUUUUAACCUUUUGGGUUCUCUAUACCAUCAGCUACAAUCUUUCCAAGCUGAGGAUAUCAGGCAGGAUUAUGAAACAGGCAAAGAUGGCAUUACCAUGGUUUCUUUCAAAGUUGAUUUCGACCAGGCUGAGAAAUUGGAAGAUGCUAUCAAAGCCAAUUGUAGUCGCGAACUUGUGUUUUAUAGGCACUGACGCAGAUUUGGUCUAUCACAGCUAAUGCGGGUAUCAGAUUUUGGACACUUAUGAUUCACAUGUGAGGGUAGAAGUUUUAAAUUUUUUAACUUACCAAAAAAAGUAGAAGUUUUAAAUUUAUGUACCUCCCUUUUCCCUGCCUCGGAGCAGAUUAUUUAUUACAAAUGCUUGUAAGUGCACAAUCUAUGGCUUGUUUUACAAAAUCGUUCUGUACAGAGUUGUUGUGGUUUAGACUGAAAGGCAAUAGUUGACUGAAUAAUAAAGUAUACGAUUCUUGGCUGAUCAA
This is a messenger RNA of Tripterygium wilfordii, 1152 nucleotides long. Its product is annotated as IMPACT family member in pol 5'region. Gene Ontology annotation, cellular component: cytoplasm. The record is from RefSeq and is a predicted model, not a curated record. Lineage: Eukaryota; Viridiplantae; Streptophyta; Magnoliopsida; Celastrales; Celastraceae. The transcript has 7 exons. Gene Ontology annotation, biological process: regulation of translational initiation. Bases 51 to 866 code for a protein of 271 amino acids.